GUUCUUACUGCGGUGUUGGAACAUUCCACAACGUGUGACUCAUGUUUUGCAGUUUCACGACCAACUUUGAUUUUUCGCAGGGCCCAUGGACUAACUUCUCCUUUGCAUGCGAAAAUACUUACUUCUGCCAAUCAACCGAUCAAGUAUGACUCUAGUCUCAAAUGAUCCCAGUUGGUGGCCGCUUAUCAAUGCGAAUCUCAUUAUCAGCUACUUUGCAGUUACUGCCUCUACUGGGGUGUUGUAUGAUUGGGCAUUGACACUUGGACAAGAAGUCGAACUGGUCUGGAGGCAACAAUGGUCCCUGAUGACUGUCCUGUACCUCAGCUCGUCUUUCAUGAUCAGCACAAUCUUAUUGAUUGAUGUUCCGACAAUCCCGGUGACAGAUGUAGUGAGCCAUGUUAUAUACGUCACACUAGAAUGGACCAGUGAGGUCGUGAAUGUAAUACUGGGCGUCAUCAUGAUUGCUCGGUUAUAUGCCAUGUGUCAGCGAUCCAGAAAGGUGCUGAUGUUUCUCGUUGUCAUCUUCCUGGCUGUUACCAUCACCAACGAAGUAGUCAGCGCAUUAUCAACGAGGUAUAUUUCAGGGGAGGAGCUCAUUCUGUCUGGCACUUAUCAGUGCACUAUUGUCCUUGAGGGAGAUAGCAUACUUCUGAGCACCAUCACUUGGAUACUUGGCAUUGUAUGGGAGGUCCUCGCAUUGUGUCUCGCAGUCUGGAUUGCUGUACAACACUUCCGCGAACUGCGACGCCAUUUGGCAGGAGGAAUUAUCGGGGACUGUUUCAUAGCGUUAAUGCAAACUCACAUGAUUUACUUUGCGAGCUUUCUUGCUAUUUCUUGCCUCAGGCUUGGUUUUUUGUCUCCGACGAUCUUAGCGGACCCAUAUUCCACAGGAACUCAGAUUUACACGGGUUUUGUUCAAAUUCUCCAGCUCGCGCAGAUGUUUGUGCUGGGACCACGCCUGGUCCUUGGCGUUCGAGAAUAUAAAGCCAAGCUCGUGGCUGACUGUGAUGCAGAAAUCGGCAUGAGUUCAAUUGCCUUUCAGGAGCGCGUGCAUGUGUCAACUAGCAGCAGUGUAUAGCGCGAGAAAUGCUCGAUGUGAUUAACAUUCAUUAGGUACUUUGCUAGGAGCGGGAUUUUUUGUCGUUGAAGUUUCGUCUUGGUACUUAUAUAAGUUAUUCGGUCUUCCAAAGUAUAUUUAUUAGUGUACGACAGUCAUGUUAUGCAUUGUUACACUGUCACAGGGAAUAUAUUCAGAGGC
Messenger RNA from Suillus paluster, 1258 nucleotides. RefSeq lists its product as uncharacterized. NCBI's taxonomy places the organism in Eukaryota, Fungi, Basidiomycota, Agaricomycetes, Boletales, Suillaceae. The record is from RefSeq and is a predicted model, not a curated record. Bases 107 to 1078 code for a protein of 323 amino acids. The transcript has 14 exons.